Dentiscutata erythropus is the source of this 136-nucleotide messenger RNA. The record is from the annotation of a GenBank genome assembly. Lineage: Eukaryota; Fungi; Glomeromycota; Glomeromycetes; Diversisporales; Gigasporaceae.
CAUUUGGGUAUAUGAUGAAAAACCUCUCACCAGCAGACCUAUUCCACCUAAUCUCAAACCAGCUCAAUGUUUCACACAUUUAUAUAAAAAUGAGAAAGCUACACACUUCUUUAAAGCACCAAAUACCACUGCCGAA